Messenger RNA from Phytophthora nicotianae INRA-310, 225 nucleotides. RefSeq lists its product as hypothetical. Lineage: Eukaryota; Oomycota; Peronosporomycetes; Peronosporales; Peronosporaceae. The transcript has a single exon. The coding region runs from base 1 to 225 and encodes 74 amino acids. The record is from RefSeq and is a predicted model, not a curated record.
AUGGACAACUCCCGCGAGCUUGAGGCUUGCCGUCUUCGAUAUCACGAUCUGCAGCUCCGCUACAACGAAGCCGUGUCUGAGUUUCAAGAUCGGGUCUCCACCCUGGAGGCGCAGCUGGCUGCUACUUCUUCUUUCGGAGUAAUCGUCCCGCCCGAUGCAGCUCGUCGCAAAGCGGAUCUGGAGUCCCAGCUCGCGCAGUCCCAAUCUGACUUACAAGUCGCGUGA